UCGGACGACGAAUAUGAAUAUCGUCAUGUCAUUCUUCCGAAGCCCCUCUUCAAGCUUAUUCCCAAACAGUAUUUCAAUGCAGAUGACUCUGGGACACUUCGGCUGUUGACAGAGCCAGAGUGGAGAGGCAUUGGGAUCACACAGAGCCUUGGAUGGGUACACUACGAAGUCCAUGCGCCCGAGCCACAUGUCUUACUCUUUCGACGACUGAAGAACUUCGAUCAGCAGUAUGCUCAGCAACAAGCCUACGAACAACAACAACAGCUCGCGAAUGGGAAGAUUGCUGCAGGGAGGAAUGGCAGAAAGAAAUAA
Molecule: messenger RNA, 312 nt
Organism: Heterobasidion irregulare TC 32-1
Lineage: Eukaryota; Fungi; Basidiomycota; Agaricomycetes; Russulales; Bondarzewiaceae
Exons: 2
Biological process (GO): regulation of mitotic cell cycle
Cellular component (GO): SCF ubiquitin ligase complex; cyclin-dependent protein kinase holoenzyme complex
Molecular function (GO): protein kinase binding; ubiquitin binding; histone binding
Source: RefSeq, a predicted model, not a curated record